Phytomonas sp. EM1 is the source of this 1233-nucleotide messenger RNA. Lineage: Eukaryota; Euglenozoa; Kinetoplastea; Trypanosomatida; Trypanosomatidae. The record is from the annotation of a GenBank genome assembly.
AUGUUAAGCCGACACAUCAGUUUGUUGAUUUCCCAACACCAUAAUGCCUCCUCACCUCACCCUCCUGUAAAGCCGGAGUUUACACAUCCAGCGGAUCUUCGCCAACUUAAGCAAAGACUUCAGCCUUUGCCUUUUCUUUCCAAUUUUUUGAAUUGCGAUGGCACGAAUGCUGCCAAAGGGGUGACUAAGCAUCGAAUGACAUGGUUAGAUUCGGGGAUAACUAAAAGCGAAGCUCCGUCAGAGCAGCCUGCGCGGGAUUUUGUGUGGGUGGAUUUGAAGGAUCCAAACAUCUCAGAGCGUGAGGAGCUAAUCUCAUGGCUGCCUAUACAUGCGCUAACGCGUGAAAAAAUUUCAACCAUUCCGGACAUCGACCGCUUGGAGUACUACCCUUCCCAUGGCUACCUCUAUCUCCUUCUCACCUCGCCGAAUCUUGCGGAGGAGGAGAACUCCUCAGCGAAGAUUGUUUUUAUAAUGUUUGAAAAUGUCCUGUUAACGUUGCGGGUGGGGGAUUUCGCCGGUGAGGAGGACCUCUACGCAGGUGUGAUGGGGUGCAUGUCCGUCGCGUCCGAAAAAGGCGGCCUCCAGCUCUCCUCCCUCUUCAGCACCGUGGUGGUGAACACGAUCAAGGGCGUGCAGGGCCUGACCCCCGCCAUCAUUCUCAGCACGGAGUACCUCAACGAGCUGGUGAUGCAGAUCAGCCCGUCCCGGGAGGACCAUGUGGACCUGAUGAAGCGAAUCCGCGUGACACGCGGCCGGGUUGCGCGGCUGCACCGUUGUCUUCUGCUGAAAGAGCGCAUUUUAAAGCAGCUGCUGUUGCCGGUCCGGCUGGAACCCCUCGCGUGUCACACGGAGGCCGCGAUGGAGGGCUACCAGACCGCCCUCACCCUUCUUCAGGCCGCGAUUGAGAAGCUGCACCGGACGCGGGACACGGUGAAUGUCACGAGCCUGAACCUCGUCAGUGGGGUCGCCGCACGGCUCGUGUCCCGGUGCAACGUCCUGGACUAUAUUAACAACGUGCAGACGGAGAUGUCCCUGGUGCUCUUCCCGACAGCCCUCAUCCCGAGUGUGUGGACGUGCAACAUCAUGGUGCCCUGGCGAAGUGGGGAAACGCUGACGCCGUUCUUCUGGAUCGUCGGGGUCACGACCUUCAUCCUUGUCGUCGGGCUUGUGUACCCGUUGUACAAGUAUUAUACCUAUAAACCCCCGAGUGCGUUGGUCCCUUCGAUGGAUUGA